This is a messenger RNA of Schizophyllum commune H4-8, 1767 nucleotides long. RefSeq lists its product as uncharacterized. Bases 1 to 1767 code for a protein of 588 amino acids. The record is from RefSeq and is a predicted model, not a curated record. The transcript has 5 exons. Gene Ontology annotation, molecular function: protein binding. NCBI's taxonomy places the organism in Eukaryota, Fungi, Basidiomycota, Agaricomycetes, Agaricales, Schizophyllaceae.
AUGAAUGAGGCGGCAGUCCUGCCAGCAGCAUUUGCUCGCAGGGUGAGGCUGACAGCCGCGGCCGAAGCCCUAGUAGCGCAAGAGGCCCUCGCACCCAAGCGGCCCAGACGUACGCCCGAUACCUCUGCGAACGACAACCACUCCCGGGCUCGCAAGAAGCCCCGCAGGGACCGGCCGAAGGCUGGGAAGCUCGAAGGUAUCGCAAACCUGCCACUCGAUAUCCUCUUCGAGAUCUUCGGACACCUCAAUCCCGCCGACCUCCUCCACCUUGCGCGCGUGAACAAAUACCUGCGCGCGACGCUCCUCCGCAAGGACUGGAAGCCGCUCUGGGAAAUCUCGGUUCGGGGAUAUCGCACGCCGAUUCCUCCCUGCCUCGACGAACGGCUGGAGUUGCCACAAUACGUGAACCUGCUAUUUGGGCAGCAUUGUUUCCUCGCGAAGUGCCCAGAUGCUGCUGCACGACGCAAGCGGGAAGCAGAGAUACGCGAGCAGACGUCUAGGGUCCUGAAGUUUGUCGAGGAGGUGACGAAGUUCCUGGCCGCGGAAGCAGAGUAUGACCGCCGGGGUCGGAAGCGCGUGCUCGACCAGCAAUGUAACUUGUACGCGCUAGACCUUUGCGUCGCAGAGACGUAUGGACUAAAGGCCCAACACAGCAUCCGCGACCAACUACAGAAAAUGGGAUACGGUGAAGAACUUGAGAAGUUGGGGAAGAACUCGCUGUCUCUCGAAAAAUUCGUGAAGCGAGCAACCCACGAGCUCAAUGAUCAAACAUGGCCGCGCAUCAAACCAAAGGUCGUGGAGGAGCUCAAGAGGCUGAUUCUUGACCGCAAGAAGCACACCGCCGUCGAUACAUUCAAAAGGCGCGUCAAGGCUCUGGAACAGCGGCUCUUCGGCGCCUGGGGGCACGCGGAGCUCGUUUGGCCCGCACCUCGAUGGUCAGAGAUUGCGAUCAAAGAGCCUGUGCGCACGCUGCUCAUGCAGGACCUCGAAUCCGAGGAGGUCGACUUGCUGCCGAUGAUCACAGACAAGGAACUCGUCCGGCUCGGCCAGGAAUGCGUAGCAGCGAAGAUCGCGUUCUUCGGCUCUCUGUUGCCCGUGAGUGCCCGAAGGAGGUGUGAAAGCACUGCGAGCGCGCAAGAGGUGGUCUUGGACGACCGGUUCUUCCUCGCCACAACCUGGUUCCGAUGUACCAGCCCCCGCUGCACGGAGCCCAUGCCCUUCGCGCGCGCCGUGACGCACAACUGCCUCUUCGUUGAGGAGGCAGGGCUCGAGGAAGGAAACACCCACAUCAACCUUUCAGCUAUGUUCGCCACCUACAAGGCUCGCACCGAACUCUUUUACCAUCCCGGGUUCGUAGGUCAGCCGAUAUACGUUGACGAGGGCGCGCGCCACCACGCAAAGGUUCUCAUCGCGGCUUGCGGUCUGAGCCCGGACACGGCGACGUUCGGGGAUAUGGAGGCGACGAGAAUCACCCUCGUGUGCACCACUUGCGGGCACGAGCACAGCGCGGGGAUGGAUUGGCGGGAUGCGGUAGGAGCAACCACGUAUUUCAGUCUCGGUGCAGCAUUGAUUCCUCGACUACAGUUCCUGCACUCAGUCCACCGCCACCCUGCCACAUACGAGCUCACCGACAUCCGUGUUCAAUGGUUGGUCAUCAGAGAUUCCGAGCGUUUGGAGGCGAUCCGUCGCAAGCAAAUCGAAGCCAUCGAAGGGGGCCACCGCGAACCACAAGGACCUGCGGCGCGCAGCAGAUUUCUCGCUGCUUGA